AUGGAGCAGAGGUCAUUCCCAAAUGGAAACUGCCGCCAGUGUGGGAGACAACACGGGAAUGUGCCGUGUCCAAUGCUAAAGAGGUGUUUUGGGUGUGGACAACUCGGUCAUGUUGUUAAAGAUUGCCCUCAAGGGAGACCACAACCUAGUGCACCGCCAGUGCGGCAACAACAACAACCAACUCAGGGCGGAGCACCACCACCAAGGAAUUUGCAAAGACCUCCAAUGCAAGGAAAAGUGUAUGCGAUCACUCAGAAGGAAGCGGAAGCUUCCAAGACUGUUAUUUCAGGUACGCUCUCCUUGUGUGAUCAAUUGGCAUACGCAUUAUUUGAUACAGGUGCUACGCAUUCCUUUGUAUCUGCAAGAUUUAUGCGAUUAGUUGGAUUGAAGUCUGAAUUGCUUGAAGUGCCUUUGAGUGUCUCUACACCUCUAAAGGAUAUGAUAUUAUCAACAUUGGCAUGUAAGGAUUGUAAGAUCUCUAUAGGUGGAGUGGAUCAGAGGAUAGAUCUGGUAGUUUUAGUUAUGUACGACUUUGACGUUAUCAUAGGAAUGGAUUGGCUUAGUAAGCAAUGGGCAAAUGCAGAUUGUUAUGAGAAGGUGAUUCAGUUUAACCCACCAAAUCACCCUAGCUUUGAAUUUGUCGGGAAUGGAAUGAAUUCUUCAUUGCCACUUAUCUCAGCACUCGAGGCACAUAGACUCCUCAAUAAUGGUUAUUGA
Messenger RNA from Syzygium oleosum, 717 nucleotides. RefSeq lists its product as uncharacterized. The record is from RefSeq and is a predicted model, not a curated record. Gene Ontology annotation, molecular function: nucleic acid binding; zinc ion binding. Bases 1 to 717 code for a protein of 238 amino acids. The transcript has a single exon. NCBI's taxonomy places the organism in Eukaryota, Viridiplantae, Streptophyta, Magnoliopsida, Myrtales, Myrtaceae.